UUUAUGUCAGACUAAAUAACUGCUAUGACAGGGAAACUGGCGGACAAGCUCCCUCUUACCAUGAGCAGUUUAAUAAACACGAUUCCUGACAGUCUUUACCCAGAAGAGGACAUUCCGACGUCUAUGAACAUUUUCACCAAUACGGAUUCUAUAAACCACUACUCGCAAAUGAAUACAGAUAAUAUCAUGGAUCUGGGGAUGGGAAGUGAUAAGGGAAAUGCAGAGAUCCAGUACGGCUCUAGCUUCCAGUCCAGCCGCAGCGGGCAGCCUGUCACCUAUUUGGGGAAGUUUGCCUUCGAUACUCCUCCGUCGGGUGGAAUGGGGGGCUCUGGCUGGUGUUCAGACAACAAUAUCAUUAGUUUAGUAAGUGCUGGGAUCUUGGGCGUCUCCCCGUCGCCUGGCACCAUCACCACACAGACAUCGUCCUCUGGAGCCAGCAUGGGCGGCCAGUCCUCAGAUAUGGAGCAGGUCUAUGGUCCGCCACUGCCUGCUUAUUCCACCUGCAGCGAGCUGUACCAGGAUCAGGUCUCCUUCCACCACAGUCCUGCUACCAGCACUACCCUCGGCUACCCCAGCAAUGACUACCACACCACCUCCAAGCCCUCCAUGGACGGGAGCCUUUUCUCUAUGAUCCCAGACUAUAACCUCUUCCAUCAUCAGGGUGAGGUUGGCAUGAUGGAGCACAAGCCUUUCCAGUCCAUGGACCCCAUUCGUGUCAACCCCCCACCCAUCACACCACUAGAGACCAUUCGCGCAUUCAAAGACAAGCAGAUUCAUCCAGGUUUUAUGGGCGGGCAGCAGCAUGCUCCUCAGCACCACCAGCCACCACAGACACUAACACUCAAACCAAUCCGACCACGGAAGUACCCAAACCGGCCCAGCAAAACCCCUGUGCAUGAGCGGCCACAUGCCUGCCCAGCAGAAAACUGUGACAGACGCUUCUCCCGUUCAGAUGAACUGACACGCCACCUCCGCAUCCACACGGGUCACAAACCCUUCCAGUGCCGCAUAUGUAUGCGCUCCUUCAGCCGAAGCGACCACCUGACUACCCACAUCCGCACGCACACGGGCGAGAAGCCCUUCUCCUGUGAAUUCUGUGGACGCAAGUUUGCCCGGAGUGAUGAGCGCAAGAGACAUGCCAAAGUUCACCUCAAGCAGAAGGACAAGAAGCCGGCCGACAAGGGGAGUGGAGCGGCUGGCAGCCACAGCUCACCCCCCAGUUCCUGUGGUGGCAGUGGGGGGCCCAGCAGUGGCAACAUCAUGACUGUCACUACCUGUGCUUAG
Molecule: messenger RNA, 1284 nt
Organism: Salvelinus namaycush (lake trout)
Lineage: Eukaryota; Metazoa; Chordata; Actinopteri; Salmoniformes; Salmonidae
Product: early growth response protein 3-like
Exons: 2
Coding region: 25-1284 (419 amino acids)
Biological process (GO): regulation of transcription by RNA polymerase II
Molecular function (GO): DNA-binding transcription factor activity, RNA polymerase II-specific; RNA polymerase II cis-regulatory region sequence-specific DNA binding
Source: RefSeq, a predicted model, not a curated record